Molecule: messenger RNA, 1743 nt
Organism: Epithele typhae
Lineage: Eukaryota; Fungi; Basidiomycota; Agaricomycetes; Polyporales; Epitheliaceae
Product: amidase
Exons: 7
Coding region: 1-1743 (580 amino acids)
Source: RefSeq, a predicted model, not a curated record
AUGCCCCCAAACGGUACUGCGCACACCGACGCCGUCGCUGGCCCAGCCACGCUCCCGCCCCACCCAGCCCAGGCCGCCCCCCGCGGAGCGGGAGCGGCGGCUCGCGGCGCGGCCCGAGUGGCGCCUUCGGCCGGCGAGCGCGCCGCCCCCGAGCGAGCGGACGUGUCGGACUUCGCGCUCUCUCCGCUUUCGCCGCGCGAGCGGGAGAUCGUGCAGAUGGACGCGACCGCGCUUGCCGAGAGCAUCGGGGCGCGGCGGUUCAGCGCGGUCGAGGCGCUGGAGGCGUUCUGUCACGCGGCGACGGUCGCGCAAGAUCUGACGAAUUGCCUGACGGAGGUCUUUUUCGACGAGGGGCUCCGCAGGGCACGCGAACUCGACCGGCACCUCGAGGAGACCGGGCAGGUCGUCGGACCGCUCCACGGCGUCCCAGUGUCCAUCAAGGACCACAUCCUCGUCAAGGGGCACGACACCGCGACCGGCUACAUUGCGUGGGCCGGGAGAACUGUGGCGGAGAAGGACGCGCUUGCGGUCGACAUCCUCCGACGGGCUGGUGCUGUGAUCUAUGUGAAGACAGCGAACCCUCAGACUUUGUUAGCUCUCGAGACAAACAACAACAUUUACGGCAGGACAUUGAACCCUCACAACCGCAGUCACCUCACACCCGGAGGCAGCAGCGGAGGAGAGAGUGCCCUGAUUGCGAUGCACGGCAGUCCCCUCGGAGUCGGCACAGACAUAGGUGGUUCGAUUCGCGCGCCGGCCGCGUACAUGGGCCUGUACGGUCUCAAGGGAUCCGUCGGGCGCAUGCCACACGGCGGGCUGCUCGGCUCCCACGACGGUAUGGACGCCAUCAUCGGCGCGCUAGGCCCGCUCGCGACGUCCGCGCGCGACCUCGCGCUCUUCUGCCGCACGAUGCUCCAGGACGAACCGUGGCUGGUCGAGCCCCCGCUGCUCCCGCUCCCGUGGCGGCAGGACCUCGCGGACGGCGCGGGGCUCCCCGAGAAGCUCGCCAUCGCCAUCCUCUGGGACGACGGCGUCGUCGCGCCGCACCCGCCGAUCACGGCCGCGCUCGCGCGCGUGCGCGACGCGCUGCUCGCCGCCGGCCACGACGUGCUCGUCUGGGAGCCGCUCGCGCACCGGGACGCGUGGGAGCUCAUCGUGAAGCUCUACCUGCUCGACGGCGGCGCGGAGUACCGCGCGCUGACCGCGCCCGCGGUCGACCCCGCGGUGCCGCAGACGGCGUGGAUCCUCGACCAGGCGCCGGCUCGUGGGUACUCCGCCGCGGAGGCGUUCGCGCUCAACCGCCAGCGCGAGGCGUUCCGCGCCGCGCUCGCCGCGCACUGGAACGGCACCGCGGCGCGCACGCGCGACGGGCGCGCGGUCGACGCCGUGCUCGCGCCCGCGGCGGCGACGCUCGCCCGCGCCACGACGGCACGCGCUGGUGGGGGUACAGCGCCCACUGGAACCUCGCGGACUAUCCGGCGGUCGCGUUUCCCGCCGGGCCGCGGUUCCGCGCGGCGGAGAGGAGGCCUAGCUGGCCAGGAGGAGAGGCGCUACGAGGGCGCCGCGCCGCGGAACGAGACGGAGCGAGAGGUCCGCGCGCAGUGGGACCCGCUAGCGUUCGACGGCGCCGCGGUGGGCCUGCAGCUCGUCGGGCGGCGGCUCGGGGAGGAGCGGCUGCUGGGCGUGCUGGGCAGGGUCGAGGGUGCGAUUCGGGCUCACGACGCCGCGUCGGCGUCGGCGUGA